Saccostrea echinata is the source of this 2947-nucleotide messenger RNA. RefSeq names its product abnormal spindle-like microcephaly-associated protein homolog. NCBI's taxonomy places the organism in Eukaryota, Metazoa, Mollusca, Bivalvia, Ostreida, Ostreidae. Bases 109 to 1827 code for a protein of 572 amino acids. The transcript has 9 exons. The record is from RefSeq and is a predicted model, not a curated record. Gene Ontology annotation, molecular function: calmodulin binding.
ACUCGUUGCUACCAGUGACGUUUACAAUCGGCAGCCAUAUUUUAGCAGAAGGGGAUAAACUCGUGUUUGUUGUCAAGCUAAACUUUUGGAGAAUUUUAUUGCUUUAUAAUGGCGGUCCCUUUUUCAAAUACAAAACUCAGAGUACCAAAAGGAUUUCAGAAUAUUUUAGAAGGUUUAGCGAGAGAAUGCUUGAGAAGUCAGCCAGAAAAUAUAUACGAAUUUGGUGCCAAGUAUUUCCAACAACUUCUUCAAGUUAGAGAGCAAACUGGCCAUGAUCCAGCUGUCCAUGGGGCGAGGUUGGAGGAUCGAUUCUACAACAAUGACUCCUUCCAGAGUUCUAGCACCGACCCUGGGGAUCCUCAGCAGCAAGAGGCCGCCCUCAAAAUCCAGACUGAGUUCCGUCGGCACCACGCAGAACAGGAAGUCAACAGCAUGAAGGAAGAGGAAGCUGCAAUCAAAAUACAGUCUGGUUUCCGUGGCUUCCAAGACAGACAAAAAGUCUUGGAAAUGAAAGACCCGGAGGAGUAUGCCAGACAACAGAAGGAGGCAGAAGAGAGGCUGUCUAAAGCAGGAAGUAGUAAGGACAGUGUGGAUAUCGAUCUGGAUGAUCCAGAGGUGGCAGAGGCUGCUGUCAAAAUCCAGGCAGGGUUCAAAGGUUACAAAGCUCGCAAAGAGGUCAAGGAUAGGAAGGAACAGAGUAUUGCAGAAAAUAAUUCAGAAACCCAGUUACCAAGUGACAAAGAAAUGGCAGCUGCUGCCACUAAAAUUCAAGCAGGGUUCAGAGGUCAUAAAACUCGACAAGAAAUGAAGGAGAAAAAAGAGGAUAGAGGAGUUAUAAGUGAAUUAGACAAGUCAGAACUAGAAAAUGCUGCCAUACAUAUCCAAGCUGGUUUCCGUGGUUACCAGACACGAAAAGAAAUGAAGCAUUUGAGGGAAUCACAUGUCCCUGACCAAAAGGAAGAGGAAGUUGAUAUUGAUCUCACUGACCCAGAUGUAGAACAAGCUGCCCUUAAAAUUCAAGCAGGGUUCAAAGGUUACAAGACACGCAAAGAAUUUGAGAGCAAAAAGAUAAAGAGUUCAGAGGUCAUCACCUCUGGCAACGAAAAGAGUGAGGAGGAAGUAGACAUAGAUCUAACUGACCCUGAAGUAGCGAAUGCAGGAGUAAAAAUUCAAACUGGAUUUAGGGCUUACAAGGAUAGAAAAUCAGAACAUGAAAAGAGCAGUUCCACAAAAAGCAGCAGUCCUGUUCUAGUGUCCAAACCUGAAUCUGAGGAGGAGGUAGACAUUGAUCUUACUGAUCCUGAAGUCGAAAAAGCUGCCAUCAAAAUUCAGGCCGGAUUUAGCCGCUUUAAAAAAGCUAAGAAAAAGCCUAUGCAGGAUCAAAAGGAACCCGAGUCUAAAUCUGAGGAGGAAACAACCAGUAAAGAACCAGAUCUCUCAGCCAAGGAAACGGAGGAAGCGGCUCUAAAGAUCCAGGCAGGAUUCCGCGGCUACAAGACCAGGAAGGAAGUGAAGGAACAGAUGUCUAAAGAGGAAGGAAAGGAGGAAGAAAAGAAAGGUGAGGAGGAGAAGGUAGAUAUUGAUUUAAAUGACCCUGAAGUGGAGCAAGCAGCAAUGAAAAUACAGGCAGGGUUCAAAGGUUACCAGACCAGGAAGGAAAUGAAGGAAAAAAUAUCCAAGGAUACACAGGAGGAAGGAAGUAAAGAGAAAAUAGACAUUGAUUUAAAUGAUCCAGAGGUAGAAAAGGCAGCCACUAAAAUCCAGGCUGGAUUCAAGGGAUAUAAAACACGGAAAGACAUGAAGGAUCAGAAAGAGGAAAAAGAAUAACUUCUCUAUGUAUUUUAGGAACUCAUUUUUAAUUCCAGUGAAUAAUUUUAUAUGUAGAUCAGCUUUAUUUUGUAUACUGUCACUCCCAUUUUUUUUUCUUUUUACAAUUUAAUAUUUUCCAAGAUGAUAUGUGCAUUUGAGUCGAGUUUGAUACUCCACUGCAGUUUUUAUAUGUUUUUUUCUGAUGAUGUUUAUGCAGAUUUUUAACUGUAUGUGAUUUCUUUGUGAUAAAUGUUUUAUUUCUGUUUUACAGACUGAUAUGUCUGGCAUACAGACCCAGGUGAAGGAUUGAUGAACACACACACAAUGCAAGUUUUCUCAUUUCACCUGUGUGGGGGCAAAUUUUUGAAUUUUUGCUGCAUUAACACCCAGCUUUUAGCUUGAUAUUUACCUGUAGUUUGAACAGUCAUAUACCUUCAGACAGACACAGGAAAUUUCAUAUUUAUUCAUAUACUGUCUUUCAGUAAUCAAAAGAAAACAGUUCAUUUUUUCCUCAUAAAAUUUAUUAUAAAUUAAUACUUAAUCUAACAGCAUAAAAUCAUUUUAAACAUUUGUAUAAAAAUAAACAGAACAGUUGAUAAAAUGGAGGUACAUAUCAGUACAUGUAUAUACAUCAGUGAACCUGAAUUACCUGGUUCAUCACAAGGUUUCACAAUCGACUGUUUAUUCACAAUACAUGUACACUUAAAACAGAAAACAGCAAGUUUGUAGUGGCUAUAGAAUGGUAAAACUUCUGGUGUGUGGUGUGUUUGCAGUACUUUUGAUAAAUACUUGAAAAGUAAAUCAGUACAAAGUAGUGCUAUGUUCAGCUUAACUUUAACAAUGUUCUUCUAUUAUCUGUGAUUGUAUUUUGUCUGUCAGAUUUGUUGUAUGUUUUAAUGAUAAUACCUUCCACUCCAGGUGAUUUUGUGGUCUUCAUGCCAGAACAAGGAGAAUCUACCAAUGUACUUAUAUGUCAAGUACAAAGGACAGUCUAUAAUUCCAUUCAUAUUUACUGUUAAUAUUUAUAUAUAUGUAUAAUUUUUGUCAAUUUUUGCAUUUUCCGAAUUCUGUACAGUUGUAAAACAGUCUUAUACAUGUAAUUAUUUUGUUGGUUUAGAUGAAUAUUUUUAUUAAAAUU